AAUUAAGUGUUUAAUUCUAACAAACCCACAUCAUGGUUGCAUUUUGCUCUCCUGAGUUCUCAUACUCAAACAUGGGAUGGCUCUUACAAGAGUUACAGCCUGCACAGUCCUUAAAUAUUAUCCACAAGGACAAGAACUAUGCAACUAAUUUAGAGUACUCUUUACCUCAAUAUCAUCAAUUCUCUUCACUCAAGCAACAACAUGUUGAGAUUGAAACGCCACCAUCACCCCCUAAGCUUAUGGUGAAGAAGCUUAACCACAAUGCUAGUGAACGUGAUCGCCGCAAAAAGGUCAAUACCUUGAUUUCUUCACUUCGCUCACUUCUUCCAGAUGAAGAUCAAACGAAAAAGAUAAGUAUUCCGGUAACAAUUUCAAGUGUGUUAAAAUACAUACCGGAAUUACAAAAGCAGGUGGAAGGAUUAACUAAGAAAAAGGAAGAUCUUCUAUCAAGAAUUUCUAGGCAAGAAUAUGCAGUCAACAAAGAAUCACAAAGGAAAACAAUUCCAAGUUAUAAUUCUUGUUUUGUGGUUUCAACAAGUAGGCUUAAUGAUAGUGAGCUUGUUGUUCAUAUCUCAUCUUAUGAGACUUACAAGAUUCCAUUAUCUGAGAUCUUGAUGUGUUUAGAAAAUAAUGGACUUUUUCUACUAAAUUCUUCUUCUUCUAAAACCUUUGGAGGGAGACUCUUCUACAACUUGCAUUUUCAGGUGGAUGGAACUCAGAGAUUAGAGUCUGAUGAUCUUAUUCAGAAGGUUUUGUCAGUAUAUGAGAGGCAGCUAAGUAAUCAAGUAGUGUUGGGAGAUAAAGAUCACAUGAUCAGGAGUGUUAUGAUAUAUUAAUUAAAGUUGGGGAUUUGGGUCUUAGUUGUAGUUUGUACAUAUUUUGAUAGCAAGGAUUGAAACGUUGGAGAGGAGUAAUCACUUUUGAAAUUUAAUUCAAUUUUGUGAGUUACUUGUUUUGUAAGUAGUGUAAGUUAGUUGAGUUAGUGAACUUACUUUGAUGUGUAAGUAACUAGUUAAUUAAGUUGGUUAUGAUAUUUUGAGCCUAAUUGGUGUGUUGUAAGCAUGAUCCAUGAGGUGUAUAAGUAAUCACUUUAGUGAUUAAGAAUGAGUUGUGAAGUGCAUAACUAAUUAAAAUAAUUUUUCUCUCU
This is a messenger RNA of Lathyrus oleraceus (garden pea), 1147 nucleotides long. RefSeq names its product transcription factor ORG2. Gene Ontology annotation, molecular function: DNA-binding transcription factor activity, RNA polymerase II-specific; RNA polymerase II transcription regulatory region sequence-specific DNA binding; protein dimerization activity. Gene Ontology annotation, biological process: regulation of transcription by RNA polymerase II. Bases 33 to 836 code for a protein of 267 amino acids. NCBI's taxonomy places the organism in Eukaryota, Viridiplantae, Streptophyta, Magnoliopsida, Fabales, Fabaceae. The transcript is spliced from 3 exons. The record is from RefSeq and is a predicted model, not a curated record. Gene Ontology annotation, cellular component: RNA polymerase II transcription regulator complex.